Messenger RNA from Camponotus floridanus (Florida carpenter ant), 1444 nucleotides. Its product is annotated as guanine deaminase-like. Lineage: Eukaryota; Metazoa; Arthropoda; Insecta; Hymenoptera; Formicidae. The transcript is spliced from 9 exons. Gene Ontology annotation, biological process: guanine catabolic process. Gene Ontology annotation, cellular component: cytosol. The coding region runs from base 54 to 1346 and encodes 430 amino acids. The record is from RefSeq and is a predicted model, not a curated record. Gene Ontology annotation, molecular function: zinc ion binding; guanine deaminase activity.
CUAAAUUACACAUAUAUAUUGGUGAUUGAUAUAUUUAAAAAAUAUUGCGCACAAUGGUUCGACAAGUUUUUACUGGUUCUGUGAUUCAUGCAGAUCAAAAUGAAGAAGUGGUUUUUAAAGAGAGUGUUACGAUAUUUGUCGAGGAUGGCCAGAUUGUUGAUGUUACGGAAAAUUCAAAUCAACAGAAGAUAGAUGAUUUUCACGCAGAUGAAGUUAAUAAUUUAUCACCAGGACAAUUUAUAAUUCCUGGAUUUAUCGAUGGCCAUAUACACGCAGUGCAAUUUCCGAAUAUUGGAUUGGGUUUAGGUAAAACUCUCUUCGACUGGCUGGAAGCCUCUACUUUUCCAUUGGAGAAGCAGUAUAUUGAUCAACGAUUUGCAGAAAAAGUGUUUGAUAUAGUUGUGAGACGAUGUAUACAAACUGGAACAACAACAGCAUGUUAUUUUGCAGGUCUGUAUACCGAGGCAUCGGUGAUUCUCGCAAAGAAGUGUUCACAGUUUGGUCAACGAGCCUUCGUUGGAAAAGUAAACAUAAACACUCCACGAGAUGAUGGAUAUUACGAAAGCACGGAAAAAUCAAUCGAGACUACUAAGACCUUCAUAAAAGCUGUCGAAGAAAUAGGAAAUCCUCUUGUAAGACCAAUUAUUACGCCAUGUCAGGCAUUGAAGUGCGACAUGGAAUUAAUGCAAGAGCUGGCAAAGAUUGCUAAAGAAAAGGAUUUACAUAUACAGAGUCACAUUAAUGAAACUAAAGAUGAGGUAGAAAGAGUAAAAAAAGAAUUUGGAGACACAUGCACUGCAGUUUAUGAUUCCGCUGGUCUUCUUACCAACAAGACAAUAUUAGCACACGGAAUCUUCUUUGAGGAUAAUGAACUUAACACGCUUGCGAAACGAGGAACAGGUAUAAUUCACUGUCCGUCUUCGAAUAUAAAUUUGAAAAGCGGUCUUUGCGAUGUGCGGAGAUUGAAAGCUAAUAAUAUCAACGUUGGCCUUGGAACAGAUGUGUCUGCUGGAUCAACUUACAGCAUCUUGAAUGAAAUGGAAUCGGUUUUGCAGGUAUCAACUUCUCUAUCUCUAAUGGGACAUGAUAAUGUACCAUUUGAUUACAAAGAUGCCUUCUUUAUGGCAACAUUAGGAGGUGCUAAAGCGCUUUCGAUUGAGGACAAAGUCGGUAAUUUCAUGCCAGGCAAAGAAUUUGAUGCUCUUGUCAUAGAUUUGAACGCAGAAAACAGUUUGUUGGAUAACUUUACAGAUUACACACUCGAGGAAAAUCUCCAAAGAUUUAUAUAUUCGGGGAAUGAUCAUAAUAUAGUGUCUGUUUAUGUAAAAGGUAGAAAAGUUAAGUAAAAGAUAUCUUAUUUUAUAAGAUGUUACUUUUGUACUGUUACCAUUAAACGUUAAUUCAGUAAUGUAAAUAAGCUGUUGAAUAAAUUAUAAAAUGAUCC